AUGCUUACAGCUGAUGGUGGUGUCUUUCUAGUUCAUGAUGUUUCCCCGAGUCCAGCAACUUGUACUUCCAUUGGUGGCAUUACUGCUACUCAGGUCUUGCCAGGCGAUAUCUCAGCUGAGAAAGGCUCGUUGAACCUCGAAGCACUCCAAAAGAUGAAGACCAAAGAUUACGAACUUCAACCCAUCUUGGAAGCGCAGGUCGCAAUUGCAGAAAAGCGAGGAGUUGAAGUUCCGUUUGCCGAAAUUGCAUCUAUUGCCAUCGGAGGCAUCGUAGCGGGUACAGACACAACGGGAAUUGCCAUUCCGGUGGACUUGUGGUCCAUUUUCAGCAACGAGAGUAUCCAAAAGCGCUUACACAAUGAAUUGAUAUCUGUUUGGUCCGAUGAAGAGAGACACCCAAGCCUCCAGAGCCUAGAGGCGCUAUUGUACCUCCCAGCAUGGGUGUUGGAGUAUCUCCGGUAUGCCUCUCCCAUAGCUCCUGAACCCGGUUUUGAAAUCGGAGAGCACUACCUCCCCCCAUUCACCCGAGUUUCAUCCUCCUCUUAUCUGGUCCAUUUCGACUAG
Messenger RNA from Exophiala aquamarina CBS 119918, 564 nucleotides. RefSeq lists its product as uncharacterized. Bases 1 to 564 code for a protein of 187 amino acids. The transcript has 2 exons. The record is from RefSeq and is a predicted model, not a curated record. Gene Ontology annotation, molecular function: heme binding; monooxygenase activity; iron ion binding. Lineage: Eukaryota; Fungi; Ascomycota; Eurotiomycetes; Chaetothyriales; Herpotrichiellaceae.